GCCAUUUCGUUAGUUGUAUUCACCAAUCUCAUUACAGACACACACACCGAUCGGUCUCUCUCACUCACUCUUAUCUCUCUCUCUCUCCCCAAAACAAACUCUUCACAGCCACAUCUCUCUCUCUCUCCAUGGCGGCUGUUUUGGAAACCCUAGCUAUCCCCCGCGCCUCUACUUUUCCGGCGAUUUCUUCUCCGUCCGUCUGUUCGCUCUCCGGUCACCGGAGCUCAAUUAAAUUGCCUCAAUCCAGAGGACUAAAGAUUCAGUCCGUACGAGUCACUGGAUCGGUGAGUACUAGCUCGAGGCUCGUUAGUCGUGCUGGUCGUAUCGUCAGCGAGGCUCAGGACACUGCUGUUGUUGUGCCUAGUGUCCUUGAUGCAACAUGGCAGUCACUUGUCCUCGAGUGUGAUUCUCCGGUUCUUGUUGAAUUUUGGGCUCCAUGGUGUGGUCCAUGUCGCAUGAUUCAUCCUAUCAUUGAUGAACUGGCAAAAGAAUACGCAGGAAAGCUAAAGUGUUACAAGGUCAACACUGAUGAGAGUCCCUCGGUUGCAACUCGAUAUGGGAUAAGAAGCAUCCCAACAGUCAUGAUUUUUAAAUGUGGAGAGAAAAUAGAUGCAAUCAUUGGCGCAGUUCCUAAAGCAACACUUGCCACUUCCAUAGAUAAGCUCUUGUAGAGACAGCAAGUAUAUAGGUCUUUUCGAGGCUUAUAAUGUCUCUAUUUGUUUCUUUUCUUUGAUUUGGAUGUUGGAAGUUCGGAUACUAUGAAGCAUAAUAAACUAAAUAUGCUCAUGUACAGUCGGAUAUGCUGUAUAUUCCCUUUAAUUUGAGCAAUGUAUUGAAUCAUUGUAUCACACGAUUAGGUCUCUAUUCAAAUCUCACAGAACAUCUAUUUCUCCUACA
Molecule: messenger RNA, 897 nt
Organism: Daucus carota subsp. sativus
Lineage: Eukaryota; Viridiplantae; Streptophyta; Magnoliopsida; Apiales; Apiaceae
Exons: 2
Coding region: 129-671 (180 amino acids)
Cellular component (GO): cytoplasm
Molecular function (GO): protein-disulfide reductase activity
Source: RefSeq, a predicted model, not a curated record